UGGGUCUAAAUAAUAAUGAUCUUAUUUUAAACUGUUACUAGUUUAACUGCAAAAAGCAGGCGAAUGUCAUUGAUCCGCUGCAGAAGACUGUCCGACUGUUGCAGAAAGACAGAACCCAUGGUGAGAUGCUUUAUGAGCUGGAGAGCGCUGCUGGAGAAACGCUGAACAUGACCGAAUCUGACCGAACCUCGCCGAGCAUUACCGAACAUCACCGAACUUCACCGAACAUCACCGAGAGAGGACUCGUUCAGUCAGCCAUGUAAAGUGCAGGCGACGGGAUCCUGUUCCGAGCGAUUUUUAUUCCUGAUCUUCAUAUUUCAGAUCGCAGUGAAUCAUGGUUCAGUCCUGCUCGGCGUACGGAUGCAAAAACAGAUACCACAAAGAUAAAAACAUCUCCUUUCAUAAGUUUCCUCUGGCACGACCAGACAUCUGUGGGAGAUGGCUGGCCGCUAUGAAGAGAAGAAACUUCAAACCCACCAAGUACAGCAACAUCUGCUCUCAGCACUUCACCAGAGACUGCUUCAAACACGAGUGCAACAACCGCGUGCUGAAGGACAAUGCCGUGCCCUCGCUCUUCACCUCCAGCAAACUACAGAUGCAGACAGCGUCUCUGGAGGAAACCUUCAGCCCAGACCUGGACUUUCCUCUGAGUCUCCCACUGUCUGACGCUGAAGAGACUCCGGCGGAGCAUCCUUCUGAAGCACAGCCCGACCCGGACCACUCCAGCACCUUCGUCUCCUGCGACCACAACUACACGGUGGAGGACACGGUGCAGCAGAAGAGACGCAUCGAGACGCUGCAGGAACAGCUGGAGAAGCUGCGCAAGAGACUGAAGACGGUGCAGCAGAAGUGCAGGAGGCAGGAGAGACAGCUGGAGCGCUUCAGAGCCAUGAGACAGGUCCAGAAGCCCAGCAAGGACACGCCACUGGGAGACGGAUACGUCAUCCUGCCCAAAGAGAUCUACGACGUCCUGAGAGGAAUAGAGACCAUCGGAGCGCUGUGAGAGACGUCGAGAGAGAGAGAGUCACGGUUCUAAAGGGGUUUGACUUCUUCUGUCUGUCAUGACCUGUGUUCUGUGUGUGUGAACGUGUUCUCUUUGACUGAAGGAGGUUCUGAUCACAGAUCUUUGUGGAACCGAAUGUUCUUUCAGGAGAAGAUUGUCCUCUUCAGAGCAGAACUAACUCCACAUGCAGUAACUGCGUGAGAGGAUUCAGGUGUAGAAAACAGAGAAACUGAACUCUUUAGCUCUUGUGAAGAUGGUUUGAUGCCAUGAGACUCGACCGACGCCGUGACAAACGCUUCAGUGGAUCAGGUUCUCAUCAUCUGCAGAUCUGUUGACAUGUUUGUUCUGUUAUUAAAUGUUUUUAUAUAUAUAUUUUUUUUUAUAGUUUAUACUGACUAGUGUGGUUUGAUUUGAUUAAUGUACUAAGAUGACCAAAUAGAGUCACAUCAAAGGGCUUUGAGCUGUUCGUUGUUCUUUUUUACCCUUUGGUGAUAAAUUUUUUUUUUAUUUUAAUUUUUUUUUUACAAAACCUUAAUUGUGUAAUCAAUUUAAGCCAUAUAUGCGUAAAAAUAUUUGUUUCUUUGCUGGGAGAACUUCAGUCAUGGUUGGGUUACGCUCACAGUGCACCUGUUCAUGUGUUUGACUAACGCUCUCAUUCUUGACCUGAGCUUGUGCUUGAAUGAGUCUAAGUCUCGUCUGAAUCUCACGCUUUAUUACUGUCUUUUACAGACACACUUAUUGGAAGAGGAUUGUGUAUAUGGUCAAAACUCUAUACCACAAAAAUUUAAAUUAACUUCAAAAUAUGAAUUCCUAGACUCCGAUCAUAACAAAUGAAUAUGAUUAACCAUUCAAACUGUGUAAGAGACUGUUUCAGAAUCUCUUUAAUUUUUCUAUCAUUGCAAGUUUUAUGAGAAGGAUGUCUAACAACUGUGAUAACUAAUGUCUGUGAGGGUAAACUGGGAACAGCAGUUCAUUAAAAAAAGAGUUUAACAUGUUAGGCAAGGCAAGUUUAUUUAUAUAGCACAUUUCAUACACUUUGGAAAUUCAAAGUGUUUUACAUAAAAGAAAGUAAAAUAGUAAUGAAGAAAAUAAUCACAAAAAUAAAACAAGCAAUUUAAAAACUUUUAAAAAAUGAUAACAAUGUAACUCAAAACAUUGAAGAUAGUUUGUUGAGCAAUGUCUUUCAACCAUCAGCUUUACAGAGUCAACAGGAAAAUAGUUUCAAUAAUUAGGACAAUAACAGUCGUUUUCAUCUUAAGUCAGUUCAUUGAUGAUUCAGUGAUUCAUCAUCCAUCUCUCUUUAGUAGUGUCUCUGCAAGCAGGAAAUGUCCCCAAAACCUUAAAACUGGCUGCUAUUAACCCUCUCAUUAAAAAUGGUAUCUCUGAGGAUUUCCAGUCAGGAUUUAGACCGUAUCAUAGUACUGAGACUGCUCUCCUUAGAGUGACAAAUGAUCUGCUCUUAUCAUCUGAUCGUGGGUGUAACUCUCUAUUAGUUUUAUUGGAUCUUA
Molecule: messenger RNA, 2511 nt
Organism: Carassius auratus (goldfish)
Lineage: Eukaryota; Metazoa; Chordata; Actinopteri; Cypriniformes; Cyprinidae
Gene: thap1
Product: THAP domain containing, apoptosis associated protein 1
Exons: 4
Coding region: 335-1003 (222 amino acids)
Biological process (GO): regulation of transcription by RNA polymerase II
Cellular component (GO): nucleus
Molecular function (GO): DNA-binding transcription factor activity; RNA polymerase II cis-regulatory region sequence-specific DNA binding
Source: RefSeq, a predicted model, not a curated record